CCGACAGCAGGUCUUUCCCCCGUUCCUUUACCCUGCGCUUCUGGGAGCGCAGACCCCAGAUGAGCUGCACGGUGGCAGACAGGGCGCACAGAGCUACCUGUCUCUCUGAUUUCCAUCUCCCAGGGAGUCGCAUAGGUUGGAUGCCUGGGAGGAGCGAGAAGUUAAAUACCGAUCACUCCCGUCCCGCUGCAGAGUGUCAAGGCGAAACGCGUUUGUUUCUCAACCCCAACGCAGCAAAGAAGUUCAAGAAGAAUGUUGGAGCAGGAGUACUGUCAAGCUGAAGGACCUAAGAGUCAUCAUUCACACGGAGUGACAGCAAGGUCAUCGGGCUAAGGAACGGUUGCUUUCCUCCUUCGGAUUACUGAUAGAGUCAUCAUAAGGGAGACAGAAAUUAUAUAGGACCUUUAAAGAAUGAGCUCUCCAAACCAGUGGAUUGUUCUGAAGGUCAAAGCCAUCUAAGAUCAAAUGUAAUCACCAACAGUAAAAUCAGCUGGCCUUUUCACAGUUCAAGAUUUCUGCUUCUGCAAGUUAAACCAGUUAGAACUCUUCAAGGGACUGCACUGUGAAAAAUAUUUCCUCUUUGGAAUAAAUUAAAUCUGGAAGUGUUUCCAGGACUUUUGACUAUCUGUGCGGUAUCAACCACCCUCACUGUGCCGACUGGACGGGAAAUGGCUGCAAGUGCUGUUGAAGGCAGGAGAGUGAAGAAUGGAUGGAAAGCUUCAAUUUUAUUCACCAGUAGCACACUUUUCAACAGCCCUACAACCUUGUUUCCCCAUCGUUUCCCUACUGAACUGUGAGUGAAUCUGGUCAAAUGUGUUGUUUCUUUCACCCUCAAAUCUUUUAAAAGUAUUCCUCAAUCCAUUUGUUUCACUGCAACAGAUUCCACUUCAAAGAAAUACAAGAAUCUCUGUGAGGGGGAGCAAGUACUCUGAACUGACUGGCCAUGUGACCAUACAAACAUGCUCUCACCGGAUAGUACAAAUCCAUUAUGCUCCAUGACCUGGCCUGUAUUAAGCAGAUAACUUUAGAUUGAUUUGUGAUCCCAUGGAUUAGCUUUAAAGUCCUUUCACCAAGACCCUUUGAGUUUGCCCUGGUGGACUUGUGCAUUUGCUUACAACUACAAGUGAAAACCCCUUUGUGUCUGCAACUUUGAUUUUACAUGUAGACACAGGAUUUUUUUUUUUUCAAACAACAUGGUUCCCCUUUGGGCAGCAGGACCGUGGACACUAUUGACAACACUGGGUCUUUUGAGUUGCUGUUGUUUUAAGUGGUCUGAGGCCUCAAGAACUAGUGGCACAAACUCAGGAGGGAGUAAACAGCAAGACGGACCCUCGUCUCUUGAAAGAGUAAAGAGGGGAUGGGUGUGGAACCAAUUUUUCGUGGUGGAGGAGUACACAGGCACGGAACCGCUAUAUGUAGGAAAGAUCCAUACAGACUCAGAUGAAGGCGAGGGCAAUAUCAAGUACACCAUCUCCGGAGAGGGGGCAGGUUCCAUCUUCAUCAUCAAUGAGCUUACAGGGGACAUACAUGCCACUGAGAGACUCGACCGAGAAGAGAAGGCUUUUUACACACUUCGAGCUCAGGCCCGAGAUCGUCUCACCAAUGGCCCCCUGGAACCAGAGUCCGAAUUUGUCAUCAAGGUCCAGGACAUCAAUGACAGUGAGCCCCAGUUCUUGGAAGGCCCCUAUAUUGGCAGUGUGGCAGAACUGUCCCCCAUAGGAACGUCUGUCAUGAAGGUUACUGCGUCGGAUGCUGAUGACCCUACAUAUGGCAGCAGUGCCAGAGUGGUUUACAGUGUACUGGAUGGAGAAAAGUUUUUCACUGUUGAUAAACAUACAGGAAUAAUCAAGACAGCGGUGGCAGAUUUGGACCGGGAGACUCAGGAUCGUUAUGAGUUGGUCGUCAUGGCAACAGACAUGGCUGGCCAAAUGGGUGGUCUCUCAGGCUCCACCACGGUGACCAUAGUGAUCACGGACGUUAAUGACAACCCACCACGCUUUCCACAGAAGAUGUACCAGUUUUCGGUGUCAGAAGGGGCAGCUGUGGCAACACCGGUCGGACGCGUCAUUGCUACAGAUGCAGACAUGGGGGAGAACACAGAUAUGAGCUAUCUGAUCAAAGAGGGAGGAGAUCUGUUCAAGGUCACCACAGAUGUGGAGACGCAAGAAGCUGUUGUCUCCAUCAAAAAGCCACUUGACUUUGAGAGCAAGAGGACCCACAAUGUUGUCGUAGAGGCAGUAAAUAAGCAUGUUGAUCCUCGCUUUGUUGACCUUGGAUCUUUCCGAGAUCAGACAAUCGUUCGGGUCAGUGUGUCUGAUAUUGAUGAGCCACCCAUCUUUCAACCAGCGGAAGGCGCUGUCAUGGAAGUCCAGGAGGAUGCUAAAGUUGGAUCACUUGUUGGCAUUGUCACAGCCAGGGAUCCAGAUGUGAUGAACAAACCUGUGAGGUUUUCCAUUGAUCCAACAACAGACCAGGACAUGAUCUUUCAUAUUGAUGCUGACUCAGGUGCCGUCACGUUAGCAAAGAUUUUGGACCGAGAGACAGCGGGCUGGCACAACAUCACUGUGAAGGCUGUGGAAGCAGAUAACCACACAAUGGUGUCCUUCUCAGCUGUUAGUAUUCGGAUCCUGGAUGUUAAUGACAAUCCACCUGAACUGGCUACCCCAUAUGAAGCCUCUAUAUGUGAAGAUGCUGAACCAGGGCAGUUAAUUCACACCAUCAGUGUGGUGGAUAGAGAUGAACCACAAUCUGGACACCGCUUUUCCAUCAGACUACUAUCUGAAGCUGCCAGCAGUCGUUACUUCACUCUAUGGGAUGUCAAAGACAACACAGCUGGCAUCCGUACCCAGAAGUCAAGCUUUAAUCGCCAUGAACAGAAUGUGUACUUCCUGCCCAUUCUUGUUGUUGACAGUGGACCUCCCUCCCUCAGCUCAACGGGCACCCUGACCAUCCAUGUUUGUGGCUGCGACACAGAGGGAGCUAUCCAGACCUGCAAUGCAACAGCCUAUGUAAUGAGUGCAGCUCUUAGCCCCGGCGCACUUAUAGCACUACUGGUCUGCAUGUUGAUCCUCAUAGUUCUUGUCUUGCUGAUUCUCACGCUGAAACGCCACAGGAAAGGCCAAAGGAUGGCAGAGGACGAGGAGGACAUGAGAGAUAACGUCAUCAAAUACAACGACGAAGGCGGAGGGGAGCAGGACACUCAGGCGUAUGACAUGAGCGCUCUGAGGAACCUCUAUGACUUCCCAGAGGCCAAAAGCUGUGACUCUGGUCCAGACAUCCGCUCGCUGCCACAGUGGAUACAGGCAAAUCGAGUGGGAGGGGGGGUGGAUGGAGCUUUGGCAGCAGCAACAGACUUCUCUCUUUUCAAAGGCUACAUACGAAAGAAGGUGGAGCAGGCUGACGCUGACCUGUCGGUGCCGCCGUAUGACUCAUUCCAGACAUAUGCCUUUGAGGGCACAAGUUCACCUGCUCUUUCACUCAGUUCAAUCCACACACUGUCCACCACAUCUGAGCUGGAUUUCUCCUACCUCAGCGACUGGGGGCCACGCUUUAGGCAACUGGCAGGCUACUAUGCUCCAGGAAAGACUGAGGAGGAAGCAUCCUAGCACAGUUUCUUAUCUACAGAAAGACAGUUAAACACUCCCUUUUCCUCUUUUUUUUUUUUGCUUUUUUUUUGUCUCCUCACCCUCUGGCACUUAACUGAGAUCAUCAGAACUAACCCUGUGUACUCGUUUCAGUCAGAGUGCAACCUCUUUAUCUCAUUUUGGAAAUAGACCUUAAGCUCUGAGAAAACAUUGAGUUUCUGACUGUUUUUUACACUUGUUUUGAUUUUUGUUAAAAUAUUUUAAAGUGGAAAUGAAAUGUGGGGGAAAAAAGUGCUAUUUAGUCAUUUUUUUUGUGUGUGUAAAGGGAUUAUUUUCUGUUACUAACUUAAAAACUGUUAGUUAAAGCUAUGACACUAAUGAGGGUUAAGAGAAUCAUUAUUCAUUAGGUAAGACAGGGCGAUGUGGAAGUGCACUGUAUGAAUGAUGUACACAUAUUUAAAGAAAGAAAUGUUCAUGUAUUUAUUUUCAUCUAUUUAUUUAUUUAUUAACACAAUGGUAAAGACAAAAAUGAGCUCUUAGUGUUGAAUAAAAAGUAAAGGCAAAAGACGUAAUUAAAGGAGGAGAAGAAAGAACUGCAUUUGCAGGGCACUGCAUAAAACACUGGUGAAAAAGUGAUAUCUAGGCCAUGUAAACAUUACAGAGUGGAACAUUUUUGGUAAAAUCACCCACUGAAGUUAAGUACAAAAAAGAAAGACGGACUCCAGUUCAGUCUUAAUCUUUCAGCCUGGAAAAAAAAAAAAAAAAACCUUUGUUUUACUUUUUUCUCCUUUAUUAAAAAAAGGGAAAUUUUGAAGAUGAGGAACUGAGGACAGUUGUUUGUUAACAGUGUUUUUUCUUACUCUCUCUGCAGCUAUUUGUGAGGCAACAAGGCACAAACUGCUACAGGGGUUCACAAAAAAACAAAUGACUGUUUUAUGAAGCUGGCUUGUGGUCAACUUUGUGACGAGAGCAGCCAAAAUAUAUUCCAUAUUUUUUGUGUGACUGUGUAAAAUAUGUUUUUUUUUUUUUUUUUAUUUUGUGAUGAGAUUUAUUUGUUUUUUAUUUUAUUUGCUUGUUGUUUUUUUCUCUUUUUUUCUUUGGAGUUGGGGAGGCUGUGAUAAGAGCUGAUGAUCAGUUCACAUCCACCUAAUGUCCCCGCUUAUUCAAUGUUUACCUUAAAUUGCAAAUGUAUGGAAAAUUAUAAAAAAAACAAAAAGACCAAUAAAUAUUUAACUUUUUUUGUAAAUCUC
Molecule: messenger RNA, 4834 nt
Organism: Fundulus heteroclitus (mummichog)
Lineage: Eukaryota; Metazoa; Chordata; Actinopteri; Cyprinodontiformes; Fundulidae
Gene: cdh22
Product: cadherin-22
Exons: 14
Coding region: 1194-3605 (803 amino acids)
Biological process (GO): adherens junction organization; multicellular organism development; calcium-dependent cell-cell adhesion
Cellular component (GO): plasma membrane; adherens junction; catenin complex
Molecular function (GO): calcium ion binding; cadherin binding
Source: RefSeq, a predicted model, not a curated record